UAUACAGCAACUUGCAUCGUAUUCACUUUUCUGUAUCAGAUGACGUUUUUCGGAGGUUGCCUGGCGUUAAGUGGAUACAGAGAAAAGUCGAAUUUUUUUUCCUUUACUUUUACUCGAGUACAAUUCGAAGAAAACACUUCGGCAGAAGACGAAAUUCAAAAAGAAGCUUCCAUGGUAUUUUUUAAAGAUGUGUUAGGAAAAAUACUAUCGAAUCCAGUUUUGAAGAUAAUUGUUGUCUUUAUCUAUAUCAUUAAUUUAUCACUUGGAAUUUGGGGUGCUCAUUCUAUUGAACAGGGAUUAAAGUAUGAGCAUUUAUUUGCCGAAGAUAUAAAAGUUCAAGAAUCCAUAGAAAAUCUCUUAAAAAAAUUCGAGCAACAUCCACAUGUGGCAGAAGAGCAAAACACUGUAUCGUGGUUAAAGUUUUAUAAGGAGUUUCAGAAUAACCCUGUCGCGAAAUUCUCGUUAGGAGGUUAUAACAUGUCGAACAAACAGGAUUUCAUCGAUGGUCUUCGAAACGUUUUCUUCAAAAUACGCGCAGCCAAGUCACUAUCUAAUGAUAUCGUCUUCAACAGCGACGGAACUGACAUCUUGUAUAGCAGAUUUUUUAUCAUGGGUAAGAAUUUGAAUUCUUCACAAACAGACAGAGACACAUUGAAAGAAUUAUGGAAAAUUGCUGAAAAAUCCGAUAUUCCUGUUUUGGUGCACUGUAUUAAAUCGAGUGUAAUUGAGCAAGGUUUAAUCAUAGAACACACAAUUUAUCAAUUAUUUUGGAUUACGGCCGUUUUAAUAACUAUAAUCUUUUUCUUAAUGAUACCGAACGUUCUAGUUGCCCUUACUGUUGCCAUAUCUGUUGUAUGUUCAAUAAUAGAAACAUUGGGUUACAUGUCAUUGUGGGGCGUCAAUUUAGAUAUAUUCUCUAUGAUGAAUCUAAUUUUGUGUGUUGGAUUCAGUGUGAAUUACCCUUGUCACAUGUCUUAUGCUUAUAUAACGUCAUCCGAGAAGAGAGCGAACGAGAAAAUGAGAGAUUCUUUGUAUCGUAUUGGGUUUUCUGUAAUACAAGGCUCUCUGUCCACGGGUCUAGGAAUAUUGAUUUUGUAUUCUGAUGUAUAUUUUCUGUCGACAUUUGUGAAAAUUGUAGUACUUAUUGCUGUAGAAACGGCAUUUCAUGCAUUGCUUUUUAUACCCGUCGUACUAUCUACGAUUUUUUCCGUGUUCCAGAAAAGACAAGAUACUUAAACUUCGUUCAUCGAAUAAGAAACUUUUAUUAUAGUUUUAGGUAACAAGAAUCCUAUUAUCCGAAGUAAUAACAUUAAUAGUUUACCCGAGAU
Messenger RNA from Centruroides sculpturatus (bark scorpion), 1328 nucleotides. Its product is annotated as patched domain-containing protein 3-like. NCBI's taxonomy places the organism in Eukaryota, Metazoa, Arthropoda, Arachnida, Scorpiones, Buthidae. The coding region runs from base 40 to 1236 and encodes 398 amino acids. The record is from RefSeq and is a predicted model, not a curated record. Gene Ontology annotation, cellular component: membrane. The transcript is spliced from 3 exons.